Messenger RNA from [Candida] anglica, 1247 nucleotides. Lineage: Eukaryota; Fungi; Ascomycota; Pichiomycetes; Serinales; Debaryomycetaceae. The record is from the annotation of a GenBank genome assembly.
CACGUACACCAUCGACAAUAUACACAUAAACCCACAUGUCUGACAAUACUGAGGGGUACUGGGACAUUAUUGUGACGUCUCUCCAAGAUAUUUGUAAUGCCAACGAGGCUACGUCAUUUGAUGGGAAGUAUUCCAAAUAUGCUUCCAAUGGAGGACUCGAAGGUCUUAGCCCAACUGAACUUCAAUCAUUACAACAAGAGGUGAUGGAACAUAAACAAAAUGUUGGUACUGCCCGCAGACUAGUGUCAACAUCUCAACAGAAUCUACAGACAUUAUUGAAAAAAUUGGAAGAACAAGAGUCAAUGACUACGGCAGCAGCUACAAGUGCUUCGCCAGCAUCUCCAAGAGCCUCUAUGGUUAACACUAAUGCUUCUCCGGAUUCCGUGACAAGGUCCAAACUGGAGUCAACAAGAGGCUCCAAGGUAUCGAAUACCGGGAAAUCUGUUCCAGACAACUAUACACAUAACUCAACAUCUGGUGUUGCUUCUUCACCAGCUGCCGCCCGUAAGAAACAGAACAAAAAGGCUGGUCGACUGUUUUAUACCUCUGUAUACAACCCUUCGGAACCGAUUUUAGUGGGGUCUGAAGUUGCAUACAAACUUAAAAACCGUCAUUUUGAAGAAUGGAUUCAAUGUGAGGUUAUGAGAGUGAUAGGAGAUGGAAACAAAUUCGAAAUUCGUGACCCUGAGCCUGAUGAAAACAACAACCCCGGUCAAACCUUCCGGGCCAAUUAUAAAGAGAUUUUAUUGAUCCCACCAAUGGCUGAAGUACGCGACUUGGUGAAUUAUGCAUAUGGAUGUAAAGUAUUGGCGCGGUAUCCAGAGACAACAACUUUCUACCCUGCAGUGGUUGUGGGGCACCGGAAAGAUGGAACAGUUAGACUUAAGUUUGACGGUGAAGAAGAGGUUAACAAGGAGACUGAAGUCGAACGUCGUUUAGUUUUACCGUUCCCCGAGAAGUAGUACGCAUACCAGCAGUUGAGAACUUGAAUACAAGUGAAUAUGGGAGACGAAGAAUUACAGUUUUGUGAGGUAUUAGAGUAUCAACUACUGCUCUAUGGGGAACCUCAGAGAGACAGAAGAAAUGUUUUUCGUUUUUCUCUCUUUAAAAACCACACCUCAUAUUAAGUGUUAAUAUCAAGAGAAAAGAAUGCUAUAAAUCUACAGCUAAGUACGAAUACUUGCAUUCUCAUUACCUCUCCACAAGAUAUUUCCUCCCCAUUGGUUGCGUUUUAGACCAAAACCUAC